Messenger RNA from Durio zibethinus, 504 nucleotides. The record is from RefSeq and is a predicted model, not a curated record. Lineage: Eukaryota; Viridiplantae; Streptophyta; Magnoliopsida; Malvales; Malvaceae.
AUAUUAGAAAAUGGAAAAAGACUCUGAUAUCAGUACAACAACAACACAAAAAGCCUUAUAUCCCAUACCCUGGGGUUGGCUGUAUGAAAAACCAAAUAAGAGAAUUAAGUUAGGUUGUAGUUUGAAUCAAGACUCUGAUAUCAGUAUAGUUAUAAAAACGUUUUCAUCUCAGAUUGCAAUUUGUUUUCUGCUGAGGAAUAAUCUGUCAUUCCGGGUCUUGCUAAUCGUCAUCUCCUAUUUGUUUCUAACUGACGCAGUGACUAAAGUUCACAGAAGGACAUUUGCUGUUUGGACACUUUUGAAUUGUACUCUCUGCUUUCUUUGUGCAUUUAACCUGGAAAAUAAGACACUGUACUUGGUGACAUUUUUGUCAUUCAUUUAUGCCUUUGGUCACUUUUUGACUGAAUACCUCUUCUAUCAAACAAUGGCACUUUCAAAUCUGACAACUGUAGGUAUAUUUGCAUGUAUGUUGUUCAUAAGGAAACAUGCAUAAUCUUUGAGUUU